UUUAAAAAAAAAAAAGAAAAGAGGAAAAGUUAAAGAAAAAAUGUAGGAUGAUCGUACCUGAACAGCAGAGCAUUAGCUUAGAUGUUGUGGAUUUAGAGAAUAAAGCAUAGCAGAGAGAGAGAGAGAGAGAGAGAGAGAGAAAGGGAUAUGGGUGUGCUGAACAACGCAGUGGAGAGAAGUGAGAUCAAGCCCGGAGACCACAUCUACACCUACAGAGCUGCCUUCACCUAUACUCACCACGGUAUCUUUGUUGGGGAUAACAAGGUGGUCCAUUUUAGUCCUGACACAAAUUCAAAUUCAAGCACUUGGAUAUGUUCUGAUUCUAGCUUAUGUAAUAAGUCAGGAGUGAUCUGCUCUUCCUAUCCCGAAUGUGGAUUCAGGCAACCCAACAGUGGUGUUCUCCGUUCUUGCCUGGAUUGUUUCCUUGGAAGUGGAUCUCUGUAUCGUUUCGAAUAUGGAGUUACUCGAACAUUUUUCUUUGCUCAGGUGCGGGGUGGCACAUGCUCCAUUGCAAAAUCAGACCCACCAGAACAAGUUAUCCACCGAGCAUUGUAUCUUCUUCAAUAUGGAUUUGGCAAUUAUGAAGUCCUUUCAAACAACUGCGAAGACUUUGCGCUUUAUUGCAAAACUGGUCUUCAGGUAGUAGGCGGAAAGAAAAAAGCUGGAGGUCAAGCCACUUCCUUCCUUGGUGCCCCAUGGGCUGCCUUUGUUUCUUCUCCUCUCAAGUGGCUAGUACCAAAUCCUGUUGGUAUUGCUACGGUAACGGCUGGGUCCGUCUUGAUGUACUGUACGAUGAGGUAUGCAAAUGAUUUUGGCGUUCGAGAUGAUGUGAUCAAGGUUGCAGUGGAGGACUUGGUUCAGAACAUGGGCUGGGAAGCCCAUGAGGCUUAUUUUCUUCAAAAGAAUGCUGCUGUAGUUCCGAUUCUUGAUGGAACGAAUUUCUUAGAGUGGUCUGAACAAGUUCAGUUUUACCUUGGUGUUUGGGAUCUUGAUUUGGCUCUUCGGACUGAGAAACCGCCUGCAAUUACUAAUUCUAGUAGUGCAGAAGAAAAGGCUAUAUACAAGUCAUGGGAGCGAUCAAACAGAUUGAGCAUUAUGUUUAUGCAAAUGAGUAUAGUGAAUAAUAUUAAAUCAACUCUUCUUGAAUGUGAUAAUGCUAAAGAAUUCUUCAACAACAUGGAAGAACGUUUUCGAUCGGUUGACAAGUCUCUUACAGGAACAUUGGUGGCUGAACUAACCACCAUGAAAUUUGAUGGUACACAUGGGAUGCAUGAGCAUAUCAUUGAAAUGACAAAUUUAACUACUAGAUUAAAGGCUCUUGGGAUGAAUGUGGAUGAGCUCCUUCUCGUGCAAUUUAUUUUCAACUCAUUACCUCCUGAGUAUGAGCUAAUUCAAAUUCAGUACAACACUUAUAUGGAUAAGUGGAAUGUAAAUGAAUUGACCAGUAUACUUGUUCAAGAAGAGGCAAGGCUUAAGCAACAAGGACAUCAUUCAGUUCACCUUGUAAGUCAAGGAGUCACAAAGAUUGAAGUACCUGAAGUUAAUGGACCUCCUCAAGUAAUUGAGGUUCAUGAAAAGAGACAAAACAAUGUCAUAGAGCCACCUCAAGUUAAUGGUCAUGAGAAGGGACAAAACAGAGUCAUAGAGCCACCUAAAGUUAAUGUACCGGUUCAUAAGAAGAGACAACACAUGAAUGUCCAAUGCUAUUUCUGCAAAAACUUUGGACAUUAUCAGAAAAAUUGCAACAAACGCAGGGCAUGGUUCGAAAAGAAAGGACUUCCUUACCAUCCAGACCUUGAACCCAAAUGAAAAUGAAGUUAAAGUUUCGGUUGUUGCCAUCAUAACCUUCGUUUGUUUCUAAAUACUUGUUGUUACAUAGAGUUUUUUUAGACCCUUUAUGUUUCUUCUAUUUCUCGAAAUUUUGUUUCUUUGUCUAAACUUAAUCUUAAUGGUUAUCUCAUGGUUGUGAUGGUUCGUAUAAAUGAAUUGUAUUAAACUGUUUGUGAUCGGGUUGUAU
Corylus avellana is the source of this 2017-nucleotide messenger RNA. RefSeq lists its product as uncharacterized. NCBI's taxonomy places the organism in Eukaryota, Viridiplantae, Streptophyta, Magnoliopsida, Fagales, Betulaceae. Gene Ontology annotation, molecular function: nucleic acid binding; zinc ion binding. The record is from RefSeq and is a predicted model, not a curated record.